Messenger RNA from Cuscuta campestris, 2767 nucleotides. The record is from the annotation of a GenBank genome assembly. Lineage: Eukaryota; Viridiplantae; Streptophyta; Magnoliopsida; Solanales; Convolvulaceae.
AAAACCCGAAAAUGACUAAAAUUACCCUUUUCCCUUCUUCUUCUUCUUCUUCUUCGUCAAUGCGUCGUCCUUCGUCUAUCAUCUCUGUCUAGGGCUACAGUUCUCCGUCUUCACCUGAUUGCUGCCAAUCAUGUAUAGUAAUAAGCACUCGGAACAGGCUAAGGUGGAGCAGAUCAUUACUGAGUUUUUCCCCAAGAGCCUUCACGUAAUACUCGAAUCUAGGUGCCCUUAUGCUUCAUCACGGAAUUACAGUGGUGAGCAGUGUGUCUCCUCACCCUCCUCUUCAUCUUCAUCCACAUCCAGUGUUAGACCUAGAGACAAAUGGUUCAAUUUAGCACUCAAAGAUUGUGCUGCAGCCCUUGAGAACAUUGAUUUUUGGAGGCAAAGUAACCUCGAUCCUAUGAUCGUGGACGUGGUUCUAUUGGAAAGACCUAAUGCUAGGAGUUUUUCUAAAGAAAAGGAUUGGAUUUCUGAGCGUGAUGAGUUUUCUGGGAAGGCAAAGGAGAAGAUUGUUGAGAGAUGGAUGAUACAGUAUGAAGGCAGAGAUAGUAAGAAGAGGUCUAGUAGCUGUACUAGUUCACAGAUUGUUUAUAAGAACAUUGUCCUAUUGCUAAGGUCAUUGUAUGUCACUGCUCGGAUUUUACCCGGUUAUAAGUUUUACCGGGACCUCACUUCAUCUGCCCAAAUCAGAACGUAUAACCUUUGUUCAAGAGUUUCAUCAUUUGCUGAACCAUUCACUCAUAGACAGGAAGCUGAAAUGCAACAAUUUGUGUUCACCCCAGUGGAAACAUCUUGCGGAAGGCUUUGUAUUUCAGUUUGGUAUUGCUCAUCCAUUUCUGAUGUCAGUUCUGAACCAUCAACACCGCUCUCUCCCCAAUUCAUACCGGAUUAUGUAGGCAACCCAAUGGCGGAGCCACUUAAGCAGUUCCCUUCUGGACCAAUUCCCCAGUCAUUGUACCCUCUUGAAAGGCGUCAUAGUUGGAGUUACGAUUUAUAUAGAGCAUCACCACCACCUUCACCCACCUACUCUGAACCACAGGCUUCGAUUAACCAAACACGGGCCACUUGUCUCCCUCCACCAACCAGUAGACCACAAGUUCAUACAAAGAAUACUAGCUUUGAUGAGUACUGGCCAUCCCCUACAAUCUCAACAUCACCUUCUCUCUCACCAUCACCUACCUAUGCUCCUACUGGUGUUAGUGGCAUCGGGAAGGCCCUUUUACGCUUUGGAAGUGCUCCUGUCAGAAUACCUGACUCCAGGCUUUUGGGUGUUCCUUUUCGGUUCUACAAUCAGCUAUUGGCCCCUUCUCCGCCACUGAAAGGCGUCAGACCUACUUCUGCAAAAACAGAUAAGAGCAGCUCUUUGGCUGCCAAGUCUUUCUCACCUGGAAAAGAUGAUGGCGACAAAUUGUGUAUGGUGAAGGUGACACAGACAAACAUUUCGCCACAGAAAUCCUUCUCUAGAAGCUCUAGCCGGUUGUCAUAUCAGGAUGAGUACGAGGAUUCUGAGUUUUCUGGUCCGUUUGUUGUGGAUGAUGAUGAUGGUGAUAUGACAGACCAUGGCAACAGAAGUUUUUGUCGGUUGGGCCGGGCCGGACCGAAGCCCGCGGGUAACCAUGCGGGUAGGGCUCAGGCUUCAAUUGUUAGGCCCGUUAUACGGGCCGGGUCGGGCUCGGGCCUAGGAAAUUCUCGUAAAGUAGUGUCUUGGCCCGGCCCGAAACCCGGCCCUGCCCGCACUUUGAUCAGGUCUACUCAAAAGUAAGUUACUCGAAUGCAUGUAAUAUAAUUGUUCGCCUUUGUUUCCACGAGACCACAACUAUUGUAUCAUUUUCACUUUUGGUCCAUAUCUUUCAUCUUUUUCACUCAUGGCGUGUGACUAGAUUUUAUGUCCACUGCCACUGUUGCUAAAAGAGUACUUUUUUUACAAUGGUUUAGCUUUGGACAAAUAAAGAACUAAAUCAAAAUGGCACAUUAGACUUCCCGUGCUUCUUACUUCUUGUGAAGUUUUGGGCAGAUAACAAGAUUCGUAGCCACUUUUGGUCAUUCUGAACAUUUAUCUGCAACCAGAAAUGACCAAAAGUGUCCAUAGUCAUGCACCGGAAGUGGAAAAAAUGAAAAAGUGAGAAUGAGCCAAAAUAGUCAUGGAACAAAAAAUGGAACUUUAACUUAGAAUUUGUUCAUUAGAGCAAACAAGGGAGCCACAUGAACCCGGAGGAGGCAGUGCUUGUGUGGUGGCAAGGAAGCCGCCCCAAGCUUCUGUGGGCACACUUAUUUCCAUGCUAAAGAAGGCCCCUCCCUUACGCCAAGACUCGUCUUCUUCUUCUUCUGUGACCAUAAAUCCUACUACCCCUACUACUUGUAAUGUUGCAUCUCCUGCCAACAUCAUCACAUCUAAAACCACAACAGACGCAUUAGAGGAGCUGCGUGUGUACAGAGAGAUGAAAGACUUGCUGCUUAAGCAAGGUCGAAAGUCUCAAAUGUCGUAGUUGGCCCUUUUGCUCUGUGUUUUUUUGGUCUUAUGAUAAUAAUUUCUCAAAGCCUUCAAACUUUUAUUUGUAUUAUAUUCAAAUAUGGCUGAUAUCUCUUAUUAUGGUGAGCAUGAAUCUCUCUUAGAAAAAGAACAUGCAAUGUAAGCUGAAUUGUUCAUGAGAAUAUAUAUAAGGAGAGAGGAAGAGAGGAAAAAAGGAUGAGGAUGGUUUCAACAGUACAUAUAUUGUAAAUACUGGUUUCACAGUUUGUGUAAAUAUAAUCAAUAGCUAUUCCUGGU